UAUACCCUUAUCCACUCCACACUCUGCACCCCGCCACCCCGAAGCGAAAUGGCAGCGGCAUCCCACUGAACCCAGACCGUCCCAGCGCCAGACAGGCAGACACCUCCACCUGCCGCUCUAGCUCACACCAGCACAAUGGCCACGGCCGUCGCCGCCUCCGCGUUCCUCUCCUCCACCUUCGCCCCGCUUCCCCGCCACCGCCGCCUGGCCAGACACGCGCCGCGCCGCGCCACCGCUGCUGGCCUGGCUGUGCGGUGCGAGCAGAGCGACAAGCAGAAGAGGCAGCCGCUCGCGGCGCUCGUGCCCCGCGAAGAGCGCUUCAUGUUCGAGGGUGACGAGCUCUGCGGCCCCGACAUAUGGAAUAAAACAUGGUAUCCUAAGGCUGCAGAUCAUGUAACUACUGAAAAAACAUGGUACGUUGUUGACGCAUCGGACAAGAUACUAGGCAGGCUAGCGUCCACCAUUGCAGUACAUAUGAGAGGAAAGAAUGAGCCCACAUACACUCCAAGUGUGGACAUGGGUGCUUUUGUUAUUGUGGUUAAUGCAGAGAAGGUUGCUGUUUCUGGUAAAAAGCGGUCGCAGAAGCUCUACAGGAGGCACUCUGGACGGCCUGGAGGAAUGAAAGUAGAAACUUUUGACCAGCUUCAGAAAAGGAUUCCGGAAAGAAUCAUUGAACAUGCAGUGCGUGGAAUGCUUCCCAAGGGCAGGCUGGGAAGAAGACUGUUUACCCACCUCAAGGUUUACAAAGGAGCGGAACAUCCGCACGAGGCUCAAAAACCUGUUCCACUGCCUAUUAGGGAUAAAAGAAUACAAAAAACUGACUAGAGAAUCCCCGCCCCCCGCCGACUGAAAAAGAGAUGCAGCAAUGAAUUCCUCCCUUCAAGGUUUUGCCCAAUGUUUGGAAUGCUACCCCAGAAUUCAAGCAUCUUGGGGGGGGGGGGGGGGGGGUAAAUUUUGUAAUUUGAUUUUUUUUCCAAAAAAUAAAAACCUUUCGUUCAUAUUUCUAGUCGAUGACUAGUCAUGUAAUACGGUACGGUCUAAAUCAGCCCUAAAUGUCUGCUUGUUCAUUUGAAGUUUGUAUUUUUUUUUACCUGAUAUGGGAUAGUAGAUGUUUCAUUGUUGGGCUCGAACUUAAAAGGUGUAAUUUGGGCAUAAAGGGGACAAACCCUAAAAGCCAAUCAACCUUAUUAAAACUGGGCAGUUUGGUGCGGCA
Messenger RNA from Phragmites australis (common reed), 1213 nucleotides. RefSeq names its product large ribosomal subunit protein uL13c-like. Lineage: Eukaryota; Viridiplantae; Streptophyta; Magnoliopsida; Poales; Poaceae. Gene Ontology annotation, biological process: negative regulation of translation; translation. The coding region runs from base 136 to 825 and encodes 229 amino acids. The transcript is spliced from 4 exons. The record is from RefSeq and is a predicted model, not a curated record. Gene Ontology annotation, molecular function: structural constituent of ribosome; mRNA binding. Gene Ontology annotation, cellular component: cytosolic large ribosomal subunit; ribosome.